Carassius gibelio (silver crucian carp) is the source of this 4181-nucleotide messenger RNA. Its product is annotated as CMP-N-acetylneuraminate-beta-galactosamide-alpha-2,3-sialyltransferase 2. The transcript is spliced from 7 exons. Gene Ontology annotation, molecular function: beta-galactoside (CMP) alpha-2,3-sialyltransferase activity. The record is from RefSeq and is a predicted model, not a curated record. Lineage: Eukaryota; Metazoa; Chordata; Actinopteri; Cypriniformes; Cyprinidae. Bases 618 to 1589 code for a protein of 323 amino acids.
UGUAGUUCUUCACUGUGGAUAUGGUCGGAGACUGAGGGAGGUUCAGCCACAUUCUUGCAAUCUCAGCAGGAGGCAACAGUUGGGGCAUUUCUGCAUCUCGUCUUGUAUUAGCAGUAUGUUUUUGAAGAAUAAGUCGACAGACAGACUCCCUUUUACACCAUUUCAUCAUGACUGAAGGAAUGAGGAGCUUUGGCUGCAGUGGAUACUACAUUAUGAUAAAUGCGGAAGGAAAUAUGAGGAUAGACGUUUACAGCUGUACAGACAGGAAGUGAAGCUGCUUUGCCUUCGACUCUUUUCCUUCACUGAACUGAACACUUAGAAACAGCAUGUCUGUCUCUUUUUAGCAUGUCCCACUGUGAGGACUUGUGCUUGGGCUUUGAAAAAUCAUGACAGGAUGGACAGAUAGAACAAGGCCAUAAUGAACAAUCGUGGAUUGAUAAUCCUGUCAUUUUCCACCUCAGAGGCCAUUUUGUUUUGUAAAGCAACUCAUCAUAGACCAUAAAACCACAACCUAUUUGGCAGGAACAAGCCAAAGCAGAAGUCAAUUCCUGUUGCUGUGGUGGUUCCUUUAAAUCUUUUCUCUGGAAAUUCACCCAGAGGUUUAGUCUUUCUUAACCAUGAUAUUGAGAAGAAAACUGUACUUAGGCGCUUUGCUAGGUGCUAUUUUGUUUUUAAUGAUAGCUGCUCACACCAUUCAGAAGGCCAGUGUUGUGCCCAACAUAGAUUUAUCCACUCAUCAUCAUGAUUUCAAGAACUGUAGCUGUCCAUCCUGUAUAGCAGACAAGGGUGUGUCAGGGUGGUUCGACCAACGCUAUGAUCAUAAACAGCAACCUUACCUCACCGGCAGGGACGAUGACAUAGAUCCACUUUCUCUGAAGUGGUGGUUGUCUUUGCAGGCAUCUGAUGGAGUGAAAAAGGGUGUCUUCCAGAAGAUGUUUGAGAUCAUUCCCCCUCCACAUAAGAACGAAAUGCCACAGCAGGACCAGUGCCGGAAGUGUGCGGUUGUUGGAAACUCGGGGAAUCUGUUGAAGUCCAAAUACGGAGCCUUGAUAGAUUCCCACCCAUUUGUUAUUAGAAUGAAUAGGGCAGUAACUGUGGGUUUUGAAGAGUAUGUUGGUAACCGAACCACCCAUCACUUCAUGUACCCAGAGAGUGCGAUCGAUCUGAGACCUGGUGUCCACCUCGUCCUUCUUCCCUUCAAACUGAAAGACAUUCAGUGGUUGUCCAGCGCCCUUUCCACAGGAGAGAUCAAAAUGACGUACAUGAGAGUGAAAAGUCGUGUAAAAGCUGACAAAGACAAGGUGAUGGUUGUAAAUCCAGCCUUCUUUAAAUACACACAUGACAAAUGGACAGAGCGUCAUGGAAGGUACCCGUCCACUGGGAUAGUAGCCAUUAUGUUUGCUCUGCAUCAAUGUGAUGAGGUGUCAGUGUUUGGAUAUGGGGCAGACAAGCAGGGAAGCUGGCACCACUACUGGGAGUACAACAAAUAUGCUGCCGCCUUUCGAAAGACAGGUGUCCACAAUGCUGAUUUCGAGACUUUGAUUAUUCAGAGGCUCCACAAAGAGGGCAAAAUCAAACUGUACAUGUGAGCCUGUAAUUGUGGCCUUCGUUGACUCAGUACUGCUCAAAGCCAGAACGUGCAGCAGCUGCAUGGAAGCCAAAGAGACGCAGAUCUGUGAUCCACCCUAACAUUAAUUGACCACUGUGAACUGCACUGAACCAAACCCACAGACAUCAAGCUGUAGUCCUAAGACCAACUUAACUUCUCCUGUUCUUUCAUUUGCCUUGUGCCUGAAGAAAAGAGGGAUUUUUGCCUUCCUUCCAGGCACUGAAACUUCGAAGAUGACAAACAGUAAGCAAAACAGCUUGACGUGGUCCUCCUCAUAUACUUCUUUCUUACUGCAACUGUUAUGACUAACUUUACACAGUUUCUGUACUGCAAAUGUGCAAAACUAGUUUCAUGUACAGUCAACAAAGCUGUCCGCACUACAAGAAAGAUGUUGAUCAUAAGCAGUUUUCAGGGCAACAUGAAGCAGAAUUCACAACCCAGCAACAGAAUAUUAGAUGAGAGGGGGCGGGGCUUGAUUUGAUCUAUCGGUAAUUGAUUGGAUCAUAAAAGUGGGUGUUAAAUACCAGGUUGGACCAUUUGAUGUAUGGUUGGAGAGUUUCAUGUCAGCAGAAAAGGAAAUGCAUUUCGGAGGUUAAGCAAGUUGUUAAAUUUGGAUGAAAGCUUAUGAAAACAGUUUUCUUUGAAAUAGCAUUUAAUGAUAAAUCAUGCAAAAUGAGACCAGUAUUAAAAGUAAAGUUUAACACAGAAAUAACUUUUUCUUCACAUUGGGUAACAUAGGGGUUCAAAAAAUAUUUUUUUAUAAAAUUUUUUUUAUAAUUUUCCCUAUACACUAGCUAACAUUUGAAGUGACUUUCAUUAAAGUUGUCCUAAAACCUAAACCCGAAAUGCGUUCUUGUCUUAGGACAACUUUGAUGAGCUUUUUUAAGAUCCAUUUCAAAUGUUGACUACUAUAUUUUAAACAUAUACUUUUUAAAAUCAUGCAGAUUUGGAACGACAUGAGCGUGAGAAACUGAUGACAGUAUUUGUUUCUUUUUUUGGGUGAAGUACUUCAGUUCAUUUAAAAUUUCAUUUUGACUUUUAACUUCAACCUGCAGUGCAUUAAAGCUUUUUAGAUUACAAUGUUGGGGGUUUUAAUGUUUUAAAAUGUCAAAUGAGCAAUACACACAUUUUUAGAUGCACAGUUGCACUGACAUUGCUCGAGUCACCACACGUUUCCUGUGUUGUUUUUGAAGGGGUUUUUGUUUUUCACCUUAAAAUCCUGUCGUUAUUGAACCAUACUGAAAUCAGUUAAAUAUAGCCAAACCACAUCCUGGAAGAUUUAUUUGUUACAUAGAGCUGUGAAAAUGCGUUCUAUGUUGAGAGUGAGUUGUUUGCUAUGGGAGCGUUGUUGUGUGUUACAUGUUUAAUAUCAUUCAUUAUAUACCUUUAGACCAAAGCCGUCCCUAGAGUGUUCUCUGUGGCACUCGUACAACAACCUGUCUGGUGAUUUACAGUCCUGGACAGAGCACAUGCUGUAUUUCCAUACAUCUUUGAUUCAUUAUCUUUUUUCCUGAAUUAGAAUGGAUCUCUGUAUUUUUAUAGUUGAAAUUACUAGUCGUAAAUAUAUGUUCUGUGUGCCACCCACCUUUCUAGUUUGCAUUAUUGUGAACUGUUUUAGGGAUUGAGACGAGGUAGAAACUUGAGCUGUAAUUUCAUUGUUUGUUGCCAAGUGUUAUCAAGCUGUGGGUUUUUUCUGUGACUUCUGUUCUCGAAUGUAUUUUAGCUUUGGAUUCCUUGCUUCAUGUUAAUGAUUGGCUUUCACAGUUUACAGUUACAUAUAUUCUGAACACCAUCGGGAUUGGAGAGUUAUAGUUUGGAAAAUAUUCAAAAAAGAAACUGACAUGAAAGUGUGUUUUAACAAUCUAUUUAGAAACCGAACCAAAGCAUAAACAAACAAAAUAAAAAUGAUAAUAAUUCAAUUCAAAAGUCACAGUUUAAGGGCAUCCAGGACAGUAUUAAAAAUAAAAAAAUAUUUGAUAUUGUCGCAUAAAUAAAUAAAAAAUACAAAAAAACAUACAGGCCUAUUUUUUUUAAUGAGAUACACAAUACAUAAAUAUCUCACAAUACCCCAGUUUUCCAUUCAGGUUAUUAAACAUAAAAAGCAGAGCUAAGACCACAAGUUCAACUUUUAAUACGUGAUGGUGUAUAUAUCUAAUGCAAGUAGAGAAACAGCUCACCAAUUAUAAUUGAAUAAUUUUUACAUCUCCCUGGUGGAAUUAUUUAGGAGUCCAAGAUAUUGAACAGUAACGUCAAAAAACUGUGGCCAAAUGAGUUUAUAUGGUUUUGUUUACUUGUCAUAUUCUCAAACAUGUGACUGCAGAUUUAAUAUUCCCUGGGUGUGAAAUGAUUUGCAAAAAUGUCUUCUGCCACAAGUAGUUCUCUACUCUCGAAGCACUUUAAGGAGUUAGUCCAUGUUCAAAGACCGUCCAGAUGAAUGUGAUGGUCUGACAGCAUUGUAAUGGCCAAAUUGUGUGGUGUGUGCACAUUUUGUAAGCUUCUAUGUUCAUGAUGUUUUGUGUGAACGUGUGAUUAAUCUGUGGUCUGUUUUCAAUAAACCACUUACUUAAAAUCA